AUGCCACAAUUGUUUCAAGUGAAUCUUGAGGGGAACUCAUUUGAGGGUUCUAUUCCAGACCUAUCCAAUUGCAAACAUUUGAAAUAUCUGUCCUUGGCAAAUAAUAGAUUAACAGGUGUAGUUCUACCUUCUCUGGGAUUGCUCAAUGAAAUCUAUCAAGUUUCGUUGGAAAACAACUGGUUGCAGGGUCCUCUUCCUUUAUUUAAUAAAGUUCGGACUCCAGAAAUAAAUCUUACGUCUAAUGGAUUCUGUUUAGAUCAUCCUGGGUCUUGUGAUCACAGAGUCACUACUUUGCUUCAAGUUGCUCAGGGAUUUCAUUAUCCAUUCCUAUUGGCGCAAUCAUGGAGAGGAAACAAUCCCUGUGAAGCUUGGAAUUUCAUUACAUGUGAUGAUAAUGGCAAUAUCAGAACCGUUAAUUUAACAAAUUUGAAUUUGACUGGGUCAAUAUCCCCUUCAUUCAAAAAUUUAACGGAUCUGUGUCAAUUAUAUCUUGGUGGAAACAGAUUGAAUGGGUCCAUACCAGAAAGUUUGACAAACUUACAACAACUCAAGUUUUUGGAUGUGUCCAACAACAAUCUAUCGGAAAAUCUUCCACCAUUUUCAAAAAAGAUCAUGGUCAUUACAACGGGCAAUAUUUUUCUUCAGCAGUCUCACUCAUCUAAAAUUUCGCUAUCUUCUGCUUUUAUCAUAGGUAUUUCAAUUGCUGGUGUUGGUGUUAUUGUAAUCAUCUUUGUUGUGAUUGUUUAUUAUUAUAAGAGACAAAAAAAAUUUUCUAUUGAUAAGCAAGUUGAUAGUUUGAUAGCAAGUUAUCGUACUAUAACACUGGUAAAAAGAUAUACUUAUGCAGAAGUAAAACAGAUGACAAAUUCAUUUUGUGAGAAAUUGGGACAAGGAGGAUAUGGUAUUGUAUAUAAAGGAAGUUUAAAUGAUGGUAGUCAAGUGGCAGUGAAAAUACUUAAAAAGUCAAAAGGAAGUGUGGAAGAAUUCGUAAAUGAAGUUGUUACUAUCAGCAGAACAUCUCAUGUGAACAUUGUUUCACUUUGGGGAUUUUGCUACGAAAUGAAUAAACAAGCCCUUAUUUAUGAAUUUAUGUCCAAUAGCUCUUUGGACAAAUAUAAAUAUAAACAUGGACGUUCCUCUCUCAGUUCUCUCUUUUCUAAUUUAGAUUGGAAAGAACUGUACAAUAUUGUAAAUAGCAUUGCUCAAGGAUUAGACUACUUACAUGAAAGAUGUAAUACAAAAAUUUUGCAUCUUGAUAUCAAACCUCAAAAUGUGCUUCUUGAUGAAAAGUUUUGUCCAAAAAUUGCAGAUUUUGGAUUAGCUAAAAUAUGCAAAAAUAAUAAAAGUAGUAGGCUAACAUUUAGCAUAAGAGGGACUCCGGGUUAUAUUGCACCAGAAAUGUUUAAUCGACGAGCAUAUGGUGGAGUUUUUUGCAUGUCAGAUGUGUAUAGUUAUGGAAUGUUAAUUCUUGAAAUGAUGGGGGCAAGAGAUGAUCCACAUAUUAAAAGAUCUCAUAAUAGUGAAUCCUACUUUCCUGAUUGGCUUUAUAAGGAUCAAGAUGAAGAUUUUAUUUAUUACAGAAGUUUUGCUUUCGAUAAAGAUGAUGAAAUUAUAAUACAAAAGAUUUUGUUAGUGGGCUUACACUGUAUUCAAACGGAUCCAUCAAAAAGACCAACAAUGAAAAAAGUGGUGGAAAUGUUAGGGGGAGAUCUUAAAGCAAUAUCACGUCCUGAGAAAUUUGUCAUGUCUUCUUCUCCUACAUUCCCUCUUUUAUCGUAUUCAGGUGCAUCUCGUAGUGAUAUAUAUGAGACAAAUUCGAUAAUUGAAGAAUUAAAUGGUUAA
Arachis stenosperma is the source of this 1842-nucleotide messenger RNA. Its product is annotated as PR5-like receptor kinase. Gene Ontology annotation, molecular function: ATP binding; protein kinase activity; protein binding. The coding region runs from base 1 to 1842 and encodes 613 amino acids. Gene Ontology annotation, biological process: protein phosphorylation. The record is from RefSeq and is a predicted model, not a curated record. The transcript has 2 exons. Lineage: Eukaryota; Viridiplantae; Streptophyta; Magnoliopsida; Fabales; Fabaceae.